AAAGCUCGGUGCUGGUGCAUACCUGAAAAUUUUACCCGAUUCCUCACAUCAGGUGUUCAGGACGAUAGGAUACUUCAUCAUAAUCAAGGGACCAAGCCUUGUGCCCUUUCUCUGCAACGACCACCGUCUGUACAUAGAAGCGAGCCGCCCGCAACCCUUCCACACGCAACCUCUCCACACACUCGUGCAGCUCACGAACACCACUUACGACAAUAAUGGCAGAAGGAAGCAACUACGACUACCUCUUCAAGGUUGUUUUGAUCGGUGAUUCAGGUGUUGGCAAGUCAAACCUGCUUUCGCGGUUCACGCGCAAUGAAUUCAACCUCGACUCCAAGUCGACUAUCGGUGUCGAGUUUGCGACGCGGACGAUCAAUGUAGACGGAAAGACGGUCAAGGCACAGAUUUGGGAUACCGCAGGCCAAGAGCGAUACCGGGCCAUCACCUCUGCGUACUACCGCGGCGCAGUCGGUGCCCUGCUGGUAUACGACAUCGCGAAGCACGCAACGUACGCAAACGUCACGCGCUGGCUCAAGGAGCUGCGCGACCACGCAGAUGCCAACAUCGUCAUCAUGCUCGUUGGCAACAAGUCCGAUCUCAAGCACCUCCGUGCUGUCCCUACUGAGGAGGCGAAGACCUUCGCUACCGAGAACGAAUUGUCGUUCAUUGAGACUUCGGCGCUGGACGCCUCGAACGUCGAGUCGGCCUUCCAGACCAUUCUUACGGACAUUUACCGCAUCGUCUCGAGCAAGACCCUCGAGCAGUCCUCGGACCCCAUCAAGGCACCCACGAGUGACACGAUCCCAGUCGCAAUCGACUCGGCUGCCCCGGCUUCCGGCAGCAAGUGCUGUUAAGCGAUCGGGACGGUGAUAGACGUACUUACGAGGGACAUGACGUUUGACUGUGUAUAGGUACUCUCUGGCUUCUGUUUAAUAAUCUGAUUUCUUCGUGCUCUGUCAGAAGAUGAUACGAGCACAUAUAUAAUUGACAUCUUGCAAUUGUGAAUGUCGACUGGGGACCGUCGGACUGCGCUCGUGAGGUCACCGAUGCGCCCGUCGGCGCUCGCCCGCUGAAGCGUU
Messenger RNA from Coniophora puteana RWD-64-598 SS2, 1076 nucleotides. Its product is annotated as GTPase. Gene Ontology annotation, cellular component: recycling endosome. NCBI's taxonomy places the organism in Eukaryota, Fungi, Basidiomycota, Agaricomycetes, Boletales, Coniophoraceae. Gene Ontology annotation, molecular function: GTPase activity; GTP binding. Bases 216 to 851 code for a protein of 211 amino acids. Gene Ontology annotation, biological process: exocytosis. The transcript is spliced from 8 exons. The record is from RefSeq and is a predicted model, not a curated record.